This is a messenger RNA of Pisolithus orientalis, 645 nucleotides long. RefSeq names its product Snf7 family. The transcript has 6 exons. Gene Ontology annotation, biological process: late endosome to vacuole transport via multivesicular body sorting pathway; vesicle budding from membrane. Bases 1 to 645 code for a protein of 214 amino acids. The record is from RefSeq and is a predicted model, not a curated record. Lineage: Eukaryota; Fungi; Basidiomycota; Agaricomycetes; Boletales; Pisolithaceae. Gene Ontology annotation, cellular component: multivesicular body.
AUGAACAGGAUAUUUGGCUCUUCUGCUGGGAAGAAGCCGAAGCCGACGCUCCAAGACGCCAUCAGUUCUACGGACACACGCAUAGCUUCCAUUGAGGUCAAGAUCAAGAAACUCGAUGGCGAGCUCAUGCGUUACAAGGAACAGAUGAGCAAGAUGAGAAAUGGCCCCGGGAAGAAUGCCAUCCAGCAACGUGCACUACGUGUAUUACAGCAGAAGAAGAUGUACGAAUCGCAGAUGAACCAGCUUGCUCAGCAGACCUUCAACAUGGAAUCGGCGGCAUUGGCUACAGAGAACCUUCGGAAUACGAUGGCAACAGUCGAUGCUAUGAAGACUGCCAAUAAGGAGCUACGAAAACAAUAUGGGAAGGUCGAUAUAAAUAAGAUAGAAGUAAUAUCUCCUUCCUUCCUGGAAGAUCUGGUAGAGCAGGCUAACGAAAUACAGGAGUCGCUGGCACGCUCUUAUGCCGUACCUGAUGUGAUUGACGAGGCUGAUCUUGAAGCAGAAUUGGACGCCCUCCAACUUGAGGACGAUGAGGAAGGCGGAUCAUAUUUAACUGAUCUCAAUAAAGUCCCUGACUUCGUAGACGAACCACCAAUGGAACAAACACAGCCUGUAGCUAAGGAAGCUGUGAAGACAACAGAGUAG